UGCUCAAAGAUUGCAACUCGUCAUAACCAAGAAGAAGAAGAAGAAGAAGGAGAAGAAGAAGAAGAAGAGGGUGAUUCCCAAAUAAACCAACACCCAGCUUCACAUUCGUUGCUUUGAAGAGGUGAUUGAGUAUCCUCGCUUUUUUUUAUCGAAAAGGGAUGGACGAUAACAACGGAGGAAAAGAAAAACGGGGUCGAUAACAUUCUAACCUGAGGGUUUUGACGACUGAUGGAGACAGGUGAUAUAAAAACACGGUACCAUGUGAAUGGUUGAGGAACAUGAAGGCUGCACACAAACUACUGUUCAUCCUGUGUCCAAUGCUGGUCUUGGGGUUCAUCUACUACUCAUCUGGGAAGCUCCAUUUGUAUGUAUGGGGCCAGAAGCCACAUAAAGAUGUGGAGCCCACAGUAAAAGUCAGUAAAGUCACUAGUGUUUCUUUCAAAUCCACUGUGACCAAAGAGCCGGUGGUGGAGGGCCUCAUCUCCGUGGGACGAAUAGUAGGCUCAGGUACAGCCUCGCUGCAAAGAGUGCACUCUGGUCAACAUGAGAAACCCAGCAUGCCUGUGUUUGAUAAGCAAGGAUUCUUGCUGAAUCUGGAAACAAAGAUACCUCCGGAGUUGGUGUACAAGUACGGAAACCUCAGUGACGGAGCCUGUAAACCUGGUUAUGCAGCUGCCAAAAUGAGUGCUAUCUAUCCAAAGUUUAGUAAGCCAGCUUCCAUGUUUCUGGACCGGAACUUUAAGCGGCUUUCAAAAGUUACAAACUAUUUACCUCCAUUUGGAUUCAAAACACAAGAAAGAAUCAUAGAUGUUAUAUUAACUGCUACAAAGAAUUAUGGACUGGGUCCAUAUUUAGAAAGUUUGAGUUGUAAAAGAUGUAUAAUAGUAGGCAAUGGUGGUAUCCUUAGCAACAAGUCUUUAGGAUCCCACAUCGAUGAGUAUGACGUUGUGAUAAGACUCAACGAGGCCCCAGUGAGUGGUUACACCAGAGAUGUAGGCACGAAGACCACCCUAAGGAUAACCUACCCAGAAGGAGCAAUCCAGAAGCCUGAGCGUUAUGAGAAAGAUUCCCUCUUUGUGUUCUCUGCUUUCAAACCUCUUGACUUUAAAUGGCUGAGACAGAUGGUCUUCAAAGAGAAACUGCAUGGAACAGAGGGCUUCUGGAAGUCUGUAGCGCACUCUGUGCCCCGAAAACCUUCAGAGAUUCGGAUCCUCAACCCCUACUUUAUACAAGAGGCUGCCUUCCAGUUUAUUGGCCUUCCACAGAACAAUGGCCUCAUGGGGAAAGGGAACAUUCCAACAUUGGGCACCGUCGCCAUAACAAUGGCGCUUCAUAACUGCGAUGAGGUUGCUGUUGCUGGAUUUGGCUAUGACAUGAAUACCCCUCAUGCACCUUUGCACUACUAUGAAUCAGUCAAAAUGUCUGCCAUAAAAGAGUCAUGGACUCAUAACAUCUCAAAAGAAAAGGAGUUUCUCCACAAGUUGGUGAAAGCCAGCAUUAUCACAGACUUAACCAAUGGGAUUUGAACCUCCCAAGAUGGGUGCCUUUCUAGGAGGAGUUCCUGGGAAACCCUGGACCAGAUAACACUGAAGAGCAUGAUUUCAGUGGUGGGAGCGGUGGCUCUCUUAAGAUGCACAUGUGCCUUCUAACCGACAGUCUUCCUCUGAGCGGGACAUUGAAGGUUUCUUGAAUGUCUCAGGAGACAAUCCUUGUUCGAGUACAGAUGGAAGCUAUCAGAGACUUUGAGGUGACAAACACAAACAGCGCUUGAGGAACGAGUCGCAACAUUAACUGACUGUGCCAAAUGUACCUCUAUCAGAGGAGACACCCCUCCUCUCCUCCCUGAAUGUAUUAAUGAUGUAAAUAUCAAAGAUUUUUACAGUGCAUUUUAAUGAACUGCUACAGCCCCUGGGGUUCUGCCUUCACCCGUGAUUCUCCAUCCAGGGCAACCAGUACAUAUCCUGCUCUAGUGUGAGGAAGGGCAGUGGCAGGUUUAAUUCAGCCCUUUUUCUGAGCACAGGAGGCUCUUUAUCUCCUGAAUGUGAGCUUAUUAUGUUACAGCUUCUUUUGACGAAGAAAGGAGCUUGAUCUCUAAAUUAUUUAUUAUGGUGCACAGAUUAAGGCCUUUGUUUUUUAAAAGCCCCCAUUCCUAAAUUUCUUAUAAAUACUCACCACAAUUUGUUUUAGGUGUUAAAUUGAGUACCUAUUAGGGGUGCACCAAUACCACUUUUUCCAGUCUAAUUAUGAUACCUGAAUUGUUGAAAUUUGGUAAAUACACAUGACUUCAUAAAAAAGGUUAGAACACUAAUACAAAUUACUAUUCAUAAUCUUUGAAAUAAUUACUUUAUUUUUUUGUUUUUUCAAAAAAAAAAAAAAAAAUCUUAUAAUAAAUCUUAUUCAGCAAGGAUGCUUUAAUGUUAUCAAAAGUGACAGUAAAGACUUUUAGAUUGUUACAAUAAUUAUAUUAAAAGUACAAGUAAAUGCUGUUACCUUUUUCAUAAUACAGCAUAAGAAAAAAAAAAUCCAGUCGCAGUAGCAAGAACCACAAUUUUUUUUAAUCACCUUAUACAACAAGGAUGCAUUAAAUUGACAAAAGUGACAGUAAAUAAUUAUACGCUGUUAAAUUGUUAAUUCUGUUUCAAAUAAAUGCUGCUUAAUAUUUCAUUAUUUUUUUCUGUAUUUUUGAUUCAUUGAUAGUACAAUACACCGUAAAAAAAAGAUGGGAAAAACAAAUUAUCCAGUGUGCUAAUCUAACAAAUGCCCAGUAGCAUGAACUACAGCAUUCAGAAACAACAAUAAAUCUCAGCAAAAUGCAGUCCUUUAAAAUAAAAACACCAGACAUUUUAUUUCCAGAUUAAAAUACAUUUUAUGUACAGAUACCUUAAAUACUUAAAAACCCAUAAUUCUUUGGUUUGUUUGUUUGAUAGUAUGGUAACAACCAUGGGUAACACACAGUUUUUAAUUUAGAUCGUUCCCAUGUCAUUCAUAUCUGACCUGACAAAUGUUUGUAUCGAUGCCGAUAUGAUCCUUGGAUUGGUGCAUCCCUACUAACUAUUCAGACAGACCUCCAAAUCAGCUGAUGUUAUGGUACACUACCAUCCUGAAUGCUGCCUCUUUGCUUUCCAGAGGCAGCGGUUUGAGACCAAUACACCAAGAAAGAAGUUAAUGAGUUUUGUCCUUUUUUUUUAUUUUAUUUUUUUGAAAGUACAGGCCUUUUUAAGGGGUACUUCUUACAGUGUGUUCUAAUUUAUGAGCUAUGAGAUUUCAGCUGCAUGGACAGAGUCCUUGAAACAUACCACUACCCAUUGCAGUAGCCAUCAGUGUUCAUCAUACAUCUACAUAUACAUAUGUGUGUGUGUGUGUGUGUAGUGCCCUCCAUAAGUAUUGGAACAGUAAUGACAAAAUUGCUUUGUCUGCUGUGGAAGUCAAGACAUCUGCAAAUAUGCCUAAAAGAUGAAUAUGAGACAAAGCUUCAGAAUGUCACAUUUUAUUAUUGGCCAUUUCAACAUUCAUCUUUUACCAAAUAAAAGGGACAGCACUUUUAGAGUUUCA
This is a messenger RNA of Carassius gibelio (silver crucian carp), 3552 nucleotides long. Its product is annotated as CMP-N-acetylneuraminate-beta-1,4-galactoside alpha-2,3-sialyltransferase. The record is from RefSeq and is a predicted model, not a curated record. Bases 279 to 1526 code for a protein of 415 amino acids. Gene Ontology annotation, molecular function: sialyltransferase activity. The transcript has 13 exons. NCBI's taxonomy places the organism in Eukaryota, Metazoa, Chordata, Actinopteri, Cypriniformes, Cyprinidae.